Catharus ustulatus (Swainson's thrush) is the source of this 2106-nucleotide messenger RNA. It is a transcript of the gene EXOC4, whose product is annotated as exocyst complex component 4. Gene Ontology annotation, cellular component: synapse; exocyst; growth cone membrane. Bases 37 to 2103 code for a protein of 688 amino acids. Gene Ontology annotation, biological process: exocytosis; chemical synaptic transmission; Golgi to plasma membrane transport. The record is from RefSeq and is a predicted model, not a curated record. The transcript has 13 exons. NCBI's taxonomy places the organism in Eukaryota, Metazoa, Chordata, Aves, Passeriformes, Turdidae.
GCACGCGUGUCUGCGCCGUGUUUGAGGGGGCGCAAGAUGGCGGCGGGCGACGCGGUUGGGAGGUACCGCGGCACGGUGGGCAGGAGCAAGGACCCCUCGGGGCUGCUCAUCUCGGUUAUCAGGACUUUAUCCACCAGCGAUGACGUGGAGGACAGGGAGAACGAGAAGGGGCGGCUGGAGGAGGCGUACGAGAAGUGCGACCGCGACCUGGACGAGCUGAUCGUGCAGCACUACACGGAGCUGACCACGGCCAUCCGCACCUACCAGAGCAUCACCGAGCGCAUCACCAACUCCCGCAACAAGAUCAGGCAGGUGAAGGAGAACCUGCUGUCCUGCAAGAUGCUGCUGCACUGCAAGCGGGACGAGCUGCGCAAGCUGUGGAUCGAGGGCAUCGAGCACAAGCACGUCCUGAACCUGCUGGAUGAGAUUGAGAACAUCAAGCAGGUCCCUCAGAAACUGGAGCAGUGCAUGGCCAGCAAGCGCUACCUCAACGCCACGGACAUGCUGGUGUCAGCAGUUGAUUCCCUGGAGGGUCCCCUCCUGCAGGUGGAGGGGCUGAGUGACCUGAGGCUGGAGCUGCACAGCAAGAAGAUGAACCUGCACCUGGUGCUGAUCGACGAGCUGCACCGGCACCUCUACAUCAAAUCCACCAACCGCGUGGGGCAGCGCGGCAAGGACAGAGCCAGGCUCGGAUCCCUUGUGAAAGACGCCUCUCCUGUGCCUCUGAUGGAUGUCACUAAUUUAUCUACACCUCGGAAAUUCCUUGAAACUUCCCAGUUCAGUACCCCUGGAAGCUCCAGCAUGCGAGACUCGAGCCUUCUGGAAAUCAAAGAGGACACAGACCUGGAUCCAGAGGAGAACAGUGCUGUCUUCAUGGGAAUCCUCAUCAAGGGGCUGGCCAAGCUGAAGAAAAUCCCAGAAACAGUGAAAGCCAUCCAGGAUCGCUUGGAACAGGAGCUCAAGCAGAUCGUGAAACGCUCCACCACUCAGGUGGCUGACAGUAGUUACCAGAGAGGGGAGAACAUUUCCCAGGAAAACCAGCCUAGGUUGCUGCUGGAGCUGCUGGAGCUGCUCUUUGACAAGUUCAACGCCGUGGCCGCCGCGCACUCGGUGGUGCUGGGCCACCUGCAGCAGACUGUGGCCUCCCCCUGCAGCCAGCACGAUGGGGACAUCAAGCUCUAUGACAUGGUGGAUGUGUGGGUGAAGAUCCAGGAUGUCCUGCAGAUGCUGCUGACCGAGUACCUGGACAUGAAGAACACGCGCACGGCCUCGGAGCCCUCGGCCCAGCUCAGCUACGCCAGCUCCGGCCGCGAGUUCGCCGCCUUCUUCGCCAAGAAGAAACCCCAGAGACCCAAAAACCCUCUCUUCAAGUUUGAAUCCUCAUCCCAUGCCAUCAGCAUGAGUGCCUACCUGAGGGAGCAGAGGAGGGAGCUGUACAGCAGGAGUGGGGAGCUGCAAGGAGGACCAGAUGAUAACUUAAUUGAAGGUGGUGGCUCCAAGUUUGUGUGCAAACCAGGAGCCAGGAACAUCACCAUCAUCUUUCACCCCCUGCUCAGGUUCAUCCAGGAGAUCGAGUUUGCCAUGGAGCUGGGCCCAGCCAAGCAGUGUCCCCUGAGGGAGUUCCUCACCAUGUACAUCAAGAACAUCUUCCUCAACCAGGUCCUGGCCGAGAUCAACAAAGAGAUCGAGGGCGUCACCAAGGCCUCGGACCCCCUGAAAAUCCUGGCCAAUGCUGACACCAUGAAGGUGCUGGGAGUGCAGAGGCCUCUGCUGCAGGUGCUGCUGGAAAAGGUGAAGGAGGAGAGGACUGACAGGUUUUCCUGUUUCAUCCUCCCCAACAAACCAGGGUGUUCCUCUCUUUGCAGGCAGUACUACGAGAUGCUCUACAACACAGCGGACGAGCUGCUGAACCUGGUGGUGGACCAGGGCGUGAAGUACACGGAGCUGGAGUACAUCUACGCCCUGAACCUGCUGCACCGCAGCCAGACGGGCGUGGGGGACCAAACCACGCAGAACAUGAGGCUGCAGCGCCUCAAGGAGAUCAUCUGUGAGCAGGCUGCCAUCAAACAGGCCACCAAGGACAAGAAGAUCACCACCGUGUGACGC